AUGCCUCCCAACAGCCCGGGGCUAAGGCCCCGGCCCCCUGGGCGCAGCCACAGCACUAUUUCUAUUCCAAUUCCUCGGACCAUGUCACUCCUCAGCAACUACGAAGGGCUGAGGCAUCAGAUUGAGAGGCUGGUUCGGGAAAACGAGGAGCUGAAGAAGCUGGUGAGAUUGAUUCGAGAGAACCAUGAGCUGAAGUCAGCCAUAAAAACCCAGGCAGGUGCCAUGGGCAUCAGUGGGCUCACCUCCAUGCUUGGCGACGGGACGACUAGCUCUUCCUCUCGGACACCUGAUCGUAGUGUCUUUACACCCUUAUCUGCAGGACCAGUACAUGAAUCUGGAUUGAAUGAAUUAGGAAUCAUGACCCUAUCAUCAUUGUCUGAUGUUCUGAACAACUCACAGUCCAACUCUGUGACUAGCUCUCUUACUGGUCCUUUGCCUGUUCCCCUAAGUACUUCACUGCCUGCCUCCUUGGCUGUUCCUACAAAUAAUACACUGUUAAACCUCCUAAACAGAGGCUUAGUGCCUUGCUCCCCAAAUGCCUUUCCAAACAACAUGCUGUCAGAUUCUGUGGCUACUGCCCCAGUUACUCCUAACACCCCUUUAACAAGGACUAUGCCUGGCUCUAUGGCCUUGGCUAACCCUACAAACAACUCUCUUUCGGGUGUUAUGCCCAAUACCCUGACAGCCCCUACAAGUAUACCUCUAACAAAUUCUCUGGGGGGUUCAAUGGCUAUCCCUCCAAUCAGUCCAUUGUCAGGCUCUCUGAAUUCUUCCUUGGCUGCCCCUCUAGCCAAUUCCCAGGUGACCUCAUUAUCAGGCUCUAUACCUGGCUCUCCAGGCCACUUGUUACCUGGCUCUACAGUCAACAACAUACUACUAAUUGACUCCAAUCGACCCCACUCUCCCUUGGAUGCAGCACGUCAAGUUUCCACCAGUCCUAACAACUCAGCCAACACUGUUUCUUCUGUCAUGGUCCCCAAAGUCAAAAUUUCUGCUGAUUAUAACAAAGCGGCAGUAGGCUGGGAUACAUCUCCAAACGUGGAUUCUUUCAACGCGUCCUUUGUGAACUCAUCAAACCAGACUUCCACACCCAGUGCUGGGGCCCCCAACACAGUCUUCUUUGGCCCCCAAGACUCCACAGCAAAACGCAAUAUUUCUGACAAGUCUUCAGCUUUGGCCAGUGCCCCCAUGGUUGAUGUUCAUUCCCCUCCUGGCCUCCCAGCCUCUUCUAAUUCCCAGGCUACUUCCACCUCUCUUCCACAAGGUGCUAUGACAUCUCCCUCAGUUAUGAAUACAUCCAUUCACUCAGACACCUCCCAUGCCUCCCAGCACAUUCACCGGCAGUCUUCCCCAACACGUAUUGCCCAUGCCACACAGGCUUCCUUUUCUCCCCCAAAUGCCAUACACUCUCCACGUAAUUCCAAUUCCUCUUCCCCUAACACUGAUGUUCAAGGGCCCCGUCCCUCAGAAAAUUCUCAAAGGAGGACCUUCCUAGAAGUGGAGAGGAAGAUGACCCAACGGAAAAUCAGUAAAUUCAACGAAAAUCCCAGAGACUGUAAGCAGAUGACAGGGGACCGUCUGGUUGGGGAGAUUGCCUUCCAACUUGAUCGUCGAAUACUCUCCAGUAUCUUUCCUGAGAGAGUACGCCUCUACGGCUUCACCGUCUCCAACAUCCCUGAGAAAAUUAUUCAGGUCUGA
This is a messenger RNA of Gracilinanus agilis (Agile Gracile Mouse Opossum), 1698 nucleotides long. RefSeq names its product spermatogenesis and centriole associated 1 (gene SPATC1). NCBI's taxonomy places the organism in Eukaryota, Metazoa, Chordata, Mammalia, Didelphimorphia, Didelphidae. The transcript is spliced from 4 exons. The record is from RefSeq and is a predicted model, not a curated record. Bases 1 to 1698 code for a protein of 565 amino acids.